Lachnellula hyalina is the source of this 2709-nucleotide messenger RNA. RefSeq lists its product as uncharacterized. Bases 1 to 2709 code for a protein of 902 amino acids. NCBI's taxonomy places the organism in Eukaryota, Fungi, Ascomycota, Leotiomycetes, Helotiales, Lachnaceae. The transcript is spliced from 4 exons. The record is from RefSeq and is a predicted model, not a curated record.
AUGUCGUCCAAGAUGAUCCGCCACCCUUCACACGCAAGCAGCUCCAAUUCCACCUCCAGUCCGAAAUCUCGCUCGCGAUUCUUCUUCAAGAGAGAAAGGGGAACUUCAAUGUCUCGGAGCGUAUUCUCAACUGAUACAAGCAACGGGGAUAUAAAUAAAGAGGUCGAGCCGAACCACAGCGAGGACAAUAUUCCAAACUCGCUAUUCCCGGACCUUGAGUUGACGAGAUCGAGUGGCUUUCCUUCACCAGAUCCCUAUGUUCCUGCUACACACGAUUUCGAAUACCUGCACCUCAAAGAGAAUAUAAGGCGCAUUCGCAAGGCUCCAUCUGGGUCGGAUCCGAAGAAGGUUGAUCAUGCAUGGGAGGUUUACAAGAAAUUGAAAGAUAAAAAUUUGCAGUUGUGCCAAAGCUUGCUACACAAGUCUCAAAAUACUGGUCGUAAUGCUUCCAUGGACAUUAGUAUUGGGCCGCUGGAUACUCGAUCAUCCCACAGCACCGAAUCAUCUCUGCCAUUCCAAGUCAACGACCAGUGGCGGGCCGCAAUCCAUGAAUACAAGGCGACCCAAGAGCAAAUGCUGGAAAAUUUGCGAAAUUCACUGUUGGCAAUAUAUAGGUCCUACGAACCUGAAGUAUCUGAACAACAGCUAGAAACCUUCCUAUCAGACAAGACGAUUCGGAGAAACAUGAUUUCCAAAUGGCGAGAUACCAGCGUUCAUGCUUUGAAAUCAGAGAAACCUUUGUUUUGGGAGCAAUAUAAAAUACGAUCCCUGAAUCUCGAUCGGCUGAAGCUUGACCUACAAGCUACUGAGAAGCUCUUCGAAGUGGCGGAAACUGGCACUUCCGAGAACUUGACCAUCCGCGAGUACGUGAUUGCCCAAAAUGGAGAUAUGAUAUUGGAAUUCCCAUACGUAUCAGAAACUCAUCCGGUACUAAGGUUCCGCGUAUCUUCACAUCUCUUAGCCGAAUCGUCUCCCAUAUUUUCGCAGAUGAUUUUGCCUCAGCAAGCAGGAAAAGGAUUCUCGCUCGACCUGAUGAAUCAACUUCCUCCAGCACCUACCAAGCAGAUAUGUAAGGAUGGUAUGGAGGUCAAAGUUUAUCGAAUGCCUCAAGCUGAACUCAACCAUAAUGAAGCUCUCACAAUACUUCUUCAUGCAGCCCAUAUGCACAACGCAAAAGUCCCCAGAGAAAUCGAAUACCCAGUUUUUGUCAGUAUUGCAGAAGUAUGUCUGAAAUAUCAGUGUACCUCACCUCUAGAAUUACAGGUGGAAUAUCAAUGGCUCCCUCAAUGGGUGCAUAAAGCAGCCGAUCCUAACCCGGAUGGAUUUCUACUCAUUAGUUACGCAUUUGGAAUUCGAAGGAUCUUCACUCGUGUAACAAAAACCGCCAUUCUCAACGCCCUAAGCGACGCAGAGACCCAGAGCAAGGAACUUUGGCCCCAGGCUAUUAGAGAUAAGAUCAAGGCCAUCCGCGCCGCAAAGCUUGCGCAGAUUCACGAAUGCUGUACGAAUGCCAUCGAGGAUUACUUUCGACCACCUUCUGAACACGUAAACCGUACUGCGAGUCUUGGAUCACUUUUGAUGACAACAGAGCCACGUUGUCCUAAGGGAUCACAUUUAUGCGAUGCCACGAAUCUAGGGUGGCUAAUGCUAGUCUACAAUGAACUACGGAUGCUUCCGAGCAUUAUGAAUAAUACCGGCUUCCAUAAUAUCCCACCAUCGCCUCAGCGAAGUUUGAAGGAUUUGGUCGACUGUUUGAGACUGAUGCCUAGUGCUCCUCAAGUUCACAGCGGAGUCUGCGACUACGCACCUGCUUUCAGAUGCGCAAUCGGCGAUAUCUACAACAGUAUCUCUGGGUUUACUCUACGAGAUGUUACAGGUCGAAAUGGUUGGGCUUUGUCGAAGCAUGCUGGUUCGACGGAAGAUCGAUAUGAUGACAAUCCUCGAGAUGUCGUUGAGCUGGGAGCACCACUACCCUCUCCGAGAAAAGCGAAAUGGUUUAGAUCUUCGUCGAACGAAAGUGUCAGCCUGCGGGUUCUCUCACAGAUUGACAACCUCGAAGAUCUUAGUUCAGCUGCGAUGAUCGACAAAACCUUCUACAGCGCCUACAAGAGGAACGAAGCUUCACUACUGAAGAAUGUCAUGAAAGCAGAAAGAAGAAGGACAAUAUCACAGAUUAACCCUGAGAUUCUAGUCUUCCGGAAUUCCCGUGCUGUUAACUCAGAUGACCUGAGCGUAUCCACCAACACUAAGAGCGUAGACUCCAAGCUCCGCUCAGACAAGCGUCACAGUCGAUCUGUCCCACAAGUUAGAAUCGAUACUUCUGGCGAAGAAUUAUACGAUGGUUCCUCAUCAUACUCACCUACCGACUCCGAAGUUACUACCGACCCCAAAGCACCCAUGUCUUCUGAAGAAGCUGAACGCAUUCUCUGGCCAAACGACGAGUCUAAAGAUGAUUCUCCGCGCCCAAAUACAGGACCAAAUGAGAAGUUUCUUAUGGGUGGAAGUCCGCAUAUAGAGAUGCCGAGAGCGCUUGAAAGGAAUCUUGAGCACGUCGAAGAAAAAACGAGGAUGGUGGAGGAUGAGAAACAUUUAAGAGAGGAGAAGGAGGCUGUUUUUGGUGUGGGGCCUUCGAAGAAGCCUAGCACAUGUACGACCGAUGAGACGAAAGAUUCCGACUCGAAGCCUUAUGAUGCCAAGGAUUGUGUAUAA